Messenger RNA from Spirometra erinaceieuropaei, 810 nucleotides. Lineage: Eukaryota; Metazoa; Platyhelminthes; Cestoda; Diphyllobothriidea; Diphyllobothriidae. The record is from the annotation of a GenBank genome assembly.
AUGUCCCAAGACCAGAAGUCACUCAUCAAUCCAAAUUCUACAGGAGCUAAUGUACCCGUGCAUCGGCUCGAGGAGGUAUUAAUGCGCAUGAAAGUCCAGCUCACUGCAACUACCACUAACGGCCCGCGGCAAACACCAAACCGCCCGCGUUCUUCCUCCGUUUCCCGCACCUGCCGCCCACGCCCUCCAAGUAGCGUCUGCUGGUAUCACCAACAAUUUGGAGGAGCAGCUCGAUGAUGUCUUCAGCCAUGCUCUUUCAAGGCAUCUCUAACGGCCUCAGGGAGACGAGCCCACCCGACAGUAGAGCCCACUGCUGCUGGAAGCGUUGCCAAUCUCCACACUCGCCGUUUGUUUCUCUGGGGCCGUAUCGCUGGCGCCAAAUAUCUUGUCGACUCUGGUGCCGAGGUUAGCGUGGUUCCACCAACUCCGUCCGGACGCAAAACCAGCAGCUCUUUUUGUCUAACAGCUGCCAACAACUCCAGCAUCCCCACCUUUGGACAGCGCUCCAUCACACUUGAUUUGGGCCUUCGUCGAAUUUUCCGAUGGGUUUUCACCAUUGCCGACGUUUCCGUCGCCCUCAUAGGCGCCGAUUUCCUAGCUCACUUCAACGUACUCGUUGAUUUGAAGAAUCGCCGACUCGUCGACUGCAUCACCGACCUUCAUACCCGUUGUCAAUCCGGUGUGAAUCCCUGCGUCAACCCUCUCACUGUUAUGCCCAUUUCUGACUGUCCUUUCCACGCACUCCUCGGGCAGUUCCCCCGCCUGACCAACCCCUCAUUUCUAGAAGAGGACAUCAAGCACACAGUCUAG